Messenger RNA from Rotaria socialis, 528 nucleotides. The record is from the annotation of a GenBank genome assembly. NCBI's taxonomy places the organism in Eukaryota, Metazoa, Rotifera, Eurotatoria, Philodinida, Philodinidae.
AUGAAUGAAGAUGAGAAUGAACGAUUUCUUGUGAUUGGUAUGUGGCGUUCGAUAUACAACAAUGUACAUAUGUUAUUCAGCAUUGACGAAAAUGCAAAUGAACUUGAACUCAUACGAUCAUCGACUCAAUUGAUAUUGACGCUCGUUUUUAUUUUAUGUUGUAAUAAUGGCAUCAUUAUUAGCUCGUGGUUUAUCCCAAUUAAAAAGCAAAGAAAUGCGCGAUUAUUUAACGAGCAUUUCUGGGGACCUGUUGCUAAUUGGGGUUUACCGUUAGCUGCUUUAGCAGAUUUGAAAAAAGAUCCUGAAAUUAUUAGUCCAAAAAUGACCGUUGCGUUAUGCUUCUAUUCAAUGCUAUUCAUGCGAUUUGCUCUUCAAGUGAAGCCAAAAAAUCGACUUUUGUUUGCCUGUCAUUUUGCCAAUGAAUGUGCACAACUAAUGCAAUUAGCGAGAUUUCUUAACCACAAGUACGGUACACCCAAACCAAUGAAACAAUAUCAAGUUCCAUCGGAUCUCGUUCAGUCAAAAUAA